UUCUGCAGAACAUGAUAGCCACACAAUUUGUGUUGGAGCGAAUUCGGCUCCUCUUGAAAUACAAACAAGAAUAACCGAAUGUGUUGUGCGAAUCAGUACAUUUAAAUACAAGAAGGGCAAGAUAUGUAGCAAAUCAAGUCGUCGUACAUUGGUGUUGUUGCACCGUAGACAAGAUAAGUGGAUAGGCGGACAGACAGCAGGCUGAUUGUCCCGUUUGCGCUCUUGCUUUGGUUGGACUAUCUUCCUUAUCACAGAGGACGAGUUGGAACUAAAUACGGAAUUCCAUACUGAUUGAUCAGCAACUGCUCUCUUUUGCCUAUUCUGAUGUGGGUGCAGUGUUAUUGAAAUGGACUGGGUCCCCUUUGCGUGGUUUCAGGUGUUUUUGGAAUUUGUAGGGUAUAUAAUCUAGGUUUCGAUUUAGUUUACUAUUUGAGCAAGGCCAUUGAACUGAUCCGAUGAAGUUAUUCCGGUCGUCUUUUCGAUUAAACUAACCAUUCGGUGCAUUCCAAACCUCACUUUUGACAUGACGUUGACCAUUCUUUUGAACUAUGUGUUCAAAUUGAGUGUGGGUGAAUAUUCCAUACAAUUAUUCUAGUUUUGUAGCGGUUUGACUCUAAACAACUAGUGGACCCGAAACCUUAAAGUGUCGUGUCUAUGAACGGAUUUAUUCCCUUUAUAUUGAAUUUAUUGCCGUUUUUACCCCAUUGCACAGUCUACUACCUCUACUGGUGGCAAACUGAAAACCACAAGGCUGCUGCUCCUAUUUUCGUGUGCCCAAAUUGUUGCGCGCAGCAGACGUUCUUUUUCUCUCUCUUCGGACAAUAAUCUGCCCGCUUUCUCUCUACGUAUGAUGUAUGAGAGUGUGGACGUCGUGGGACUGAAUCCCAGCCCGAACCCGUUUUUAAUGAUGGAUUACUACAACCAGAGCAGAGGAUGUUUGAUCCCAGAGAAAGGACUUGUGCCCGGAGCACCCCAUCACUACAGCACGUCCAUCAGAAACCAACACUGGAACGGCUCGAAUCACUCGAUAGAGACACAGAGUACCAGCUCAGAGGAGAUAGUGCCAAGCCCGCCAUCACCCCCUCCUCCCCCGCGGGUCUAUAAGCCCUGCUUCGUGUGCCAAGACAAGUCCUCAGGAUACCACUAUGGAGUCAGUGCCUGCGAAGGCUGCAAGGGCUUCUUUCGGAGGAGCAUCCAGAAGAACAUGGUGUACACAUGUCACCGGGAGAAGAACUGCAUCAUCAACAAGGUCACCAGGAACCGCUGCCAGUACUGCCGGCUGCAGAAAUGCUUGGAAGUGGGCAUGUCCAAGGAGUCUCCUCGCUCCAGCUCCAAAGGCGGGAUGGUGUUGAGCCCCCAGCCGCUGCCCCCACCAUUGGAGACCGGGAGGGGACAGACUGGGGGGCCAGGGGCAGACAGGGCAGCUCCCCCGGCGGUGAGGAACGACCGGAACAAGAAGAAGAAGGAUGACAAGAAGCCGGAGUGCACAGAGAGCUACGUGCUGAGCACGGAGACGGAGCAGAUGAUCAACAGGGUCAGCAAGGCGCAUAAGGAGACCUUCCCUUCGCUCUGCCAGCUGGGCAAAUACACUACGAGUAACAGCUCAGAGCGGCGUGUGGCUCUGGACGUGGACCUGUGGGACAAGUUCAGUGAGCUGUCCACCAAGUGUAUCAUCAAGACGGUGGAGUUUGCCAAGCAGCUUCCUGGCUUCACCACGCUCACCAUCGCUGACCAGAUCACCCUGCUCAAGGCCGCCUGUCUGGACAUACUGAUUUUGCGGAUCUGCACGCGCUACACGCCGGAGCAGGACACCAUGACAUUCUCGGAUGGCCUGACGCUAAACCGUACCCAGAUGCACAAUGCCGGCUUCGGACCUCUCACCGACCUGGUGUUCGCCUUCGCCAACCAGCUCCUCCCCCUGGAGAUGGAUGAUGCUGAGACGGGACUGCUCAGCGCCAUCUGUCUGCUGUGUGGAGAUCGGCAGGACCUGGAGCAGGCAGACAAGGUGGACGUACUACAGGAGCCCCUACUGGAGGCUCUGAAGAUCUACGUGAGGAAGAGGAGGCCUCACAAACCACACAUGUUCCCCAAGAUGCUGAUGAAAAUCACCGACCUGAGGAGCAUUAGCGCCAAAGGAGCCGAGCGUGUCAUCACCCUGAAGAUGGAGAUCCCGGGCUCCAUGCCCCCUCUCAUCCAGGAGAUGCUGGAGAACUCUGAGGGUCUGGAGAGCGGGGCCACGGGCGCCCGGACCAGCGGAGCCCCCCCAGGCAGUUGCAGCCCCAGCCUGUCCCCCAGCUCCGCCCAAAGCAGCCCCAGCCCCACCACACAGUCGCCGUAGCAAGCCCUCCUUUUUCCUCAUUCAUCUCGAUCUCCCUGUGGUUGGGGGGGGGUCCUCGCUGGACACAGAGACUGGCGUGCUCUUGAGUGUUCCUCCUCCCAUGUGACACACCCUCUCCUGCUCCUCCCCCUCAAAGACACUGUCUGGAAAAUGGUGGAAAGGUGGUGGCAGGAUUUCUCUGAAUGACCAUACUGGAACACUGCUGACAUCUCCUCCGUUCCUUGCCUCCCCCCUCACACCUCUCUCUCUCCACCUCUACCUGAAAGACUGAGGGAAGGAACAGGAAGGAGCAGUCAGAGCUGUGGACACUGGUCCACUCAGAGGGGCUGGCGGGAAAGGGGGACAGACAAACGGACAGGACAAGCAGACAGACUAACACCAGACACGUUUUGGGUUUCUCAGAGGAGGACUGCAGGCAAGGACUUGUCAAAGAAGACCACACCAAAAGACUGGGUCUUUCUCCUUUUCCAACUUUGAAAAACAGAUUUCGUACAAAAGAUAUAUAAAUAUAUAUAGAAAAGUAAGGAAUUAUUGUGAUUGACUUGUACAUGAUAGAAUAACAGGUUGAGAAGAUUUUUUAUUUUUUUUGGAUUAAAUGCUCUUAUAUUCGUCCACUGUUUUAAUCGUUUCAUAUCCAUGAGAGUAUCAAAGGAGAAAUGUUCCAUUGUUUUAUCACAUAACGAUGUUGUUAUAAUUAACAAAAGUAAAGAAGUUGAAAUUACUUUUUCAAUUUACAGACACACACAGACAUACACAGAAAUCUGCACAGAAAAGAGUUGCGAUUAUUAUCACACACUAUUCCAGGUUGGGUUUGUUUUCCUUCUCCUUUUUCUUUGCUGCAAUGAGAAUGGGAAAAAAUGAUUGUAUGAACUUGGUUGUAUGUUAUGGUCACAGGUCCUUCAAGAUAUCAAAUUAAUGAAGAUUCUUUAUUUUAAGUUGCCUUUGAGUUCAUGUAUAUAAGCUGUACUCAUUUCUUUAAACUAUGAAAAGUUUAGCCUUAACCUGAAUUUUUUUUUUUUACUAAAAAAACGAAUACCUUUUGUGUUUUGUUUAUACAUUUCUGUUUCAAGAAAAAAACUUUGAGCACAUUUUACUGAAGGACACUCAUCCAUGUUUGUUUGUCCCGUUAAAUGACGGACCGGUCCAUAUUUAUCACUAUGAUUCUCACAAACAGCACCCACAAUUUAGUUCAUUCUCACCCCUUAAAUUACAACAGAUUUCCAUGAAUAAAAAAGAAAAGAAAAUCAUAGCACUCAAAUUGGGGCUUUAUGAUGAUUUGUAGCUGAAGAAAGAUGGGGGUUUUGGGGUUGCCUAACGACUCACCCUGAAUUUAUUUCCGCUGCUUUAUCAAUCACUACAUACAUUGAGUCUGAAACUACCAUCCUAGGAGUUGUUUGUGUGACUUCAAAAUGAGGGGCAUUGUACAGCACAAAUUCCUAAGCGAUUGGAUGGUCUCUAACAAAUCUAACUAAUCAAAGUUGAUAACAUCUUCAUGUAGGCUGGCUCUGACCCAACCCAUCUGUUUCUGGGACCAGUCAAAACAGUCAGUGUUCGCGUUCUAGAAAUCAUUGGGGAGGGAGGCAAAUCCAGACUCAUUGUGGAGGAGAAACGUCAGUUGGCCGGAGCGGUGUGGAUGGGUAGCAAGGCAAGGUUUAGGGAGUUGGAUGGUUAAGAUCCAGGUGCUGGGUUCGUCCAGCAAGGCACAGAGACUAGGCAGUAGGCGCACAGCAUGGUUUUCAAAUGGAUUACAAUGUGAAGGAUGGAGUACAGUACACUGUAUUUUCAAGAAGUGAUUAGUAUAAGAAGCUCCAAAAUGAUAUGUGGUUGGGGGAGUGGACACUUGAGUAAUCUAGUGUUCCCGCUUGAUGGUGAAAGAAGUUGGCUAAAGUUGCCCUUGUUCACUAUGCUUUUACAACUACAGUGCAUUCGGAAAGUAUUCAGACCCCUUCACUUUUUCCACGUUACGUUA
This is a messenger RNA of Coregonus clupeaformis (lake whitefish), 4307 nucleotides long. RefSeq names its product retinoic acid receptor alpha. NCBI's taxonomy places the organism in Eukaryota, Metazoa, Chordata, Actinopteri, Salmoniformes, Salmonidae. Bases 848 to 2338 code for a protein of 496 amino acids. The transcript has 9 exons. Gene Ontology annotation, cellular component: transcription regulator complex; nucleus. Gene Ontology annotation, biological process: cellular response to corticotropin-releasing hormone stimulus; regulation of transcription by RNA polymerase II; retinoic acid receptor signaling pathway. Gene Ontology annotation, molecular function: nuclear receptor activity; zinc ion binding; RNA polymerase II cis-regulatory region sequence-specific DNA binding. The record is from RefSeq and is a predicted model, not a curated record.